UCGACUGGCCUGAGAGAGGAGGCACCCCGGCUGCCUCCUUAGCUCCAAAACUCGUUAGAAACGACGACGUAUUGACGUUUCGCGCGCGUAUCUCGCUCGCAGUGGGAUCUAACAUCAGAACGCGUCGCGCUGUGUGCUGGUGUUCAUAGUGAUGAUAGUAAAUGGGACGAGAACUGACAUCCGGUCAAGCUUCUAUUCUCCAUCCUGGGAACAGGUUGUCGUAGAAAUUCGAGGACGAAAUUGCUUCGAAGCUCAUUCGCGCGAUGAAGUUCUUGUAUAAUAUCCUGGUGUUUAGUUCAGAAAGAACGGUGAUAGUGUGCUAGAAUGAAGAAGAAAGACGCGAGCCGAUAUCUGACGGAAUGACAUUCGAUGUAAAUUACUGAUCUCAAGGAAAAUGAUUCGGCGGAAGGAUAUGAGACGGAUCCUCCGAUGCUGACGAUGAGACUCGUGUAUUGGGUUAAGCGCGAUGAUGGAGAAUACGAGUGCAACAUUGACGGAUUGUCGAUAGUGUUGACAGGUUUUGUGCUCUCUUGUCAAAAUCCUCAAAGAUCCGGACAUGUUGGAGCAGUGAAUGAGAUUCGAUACGAUUGUGCGGCAAUCUCGUGAACAGUUUUCGAAGACAAAAGUGUACGUUGAAAGAAUGCAUGGUGUUUGAAGAGUUAAACCUGUCGCGACCUCGACUGACUGCCAAAAGUCAGACAGGCGAGUGUCUCGGGCAAUUUUGUUUUUUAAAUUAGCUUCUUUCACCAUCCGCGCGGCAUGUGUACCACGGAAAUGACGGAAUCGUACACGAUGUCGCCGUCGACGACGGUAUCUUCCAACGCCGCAACGCCUGGCUGCAUAAACGGCUCGCCGGCGCACCGACGGACAUCGUGCAAAAGCUCGCCAAGUCGAGGAGACGUCCAAGAUGACGAGGAUGAGAUCUCCGUAGGCUGUCCUAGCCCGCUGCCACUAGUGGUCGUAACGCCAAACACGGAAGACGAGUUGGCCUCCUCCAGGGAGGACUACGCCGACCGGCUGAGUCCCAGAAGAACCUACGCGCGAAAUUCGAUGACGGAGGAUGAAGAGAGAGAUUACUCCCGUAACGGAGAAUACAGGAUGUCAAAUGGACGAACCGGUAGCAGAACUCGCGAGAGCGGCGAUUCGGCGAUUACAACGCUCAGAGACGACGAGGAAGAUGAUGAGGAAGAAGAGGUAGACAGCAGGAAUGGUGCGACAACCGCCGGCACGACUGACGAUUAUUUCAAGCCGUUGAAACGUCUGAAAAUGGUGCAGGUGCAACACUCGGACGAGGAGGACGAGAGAGAACGGGAGUCCAACGAUCGCGGGGUCAAAUCCUUCAGUAUCCUCGACAUCUUGUCGCAUCGGCCAAAAGCGAAGAUUGUCCGUCCCUGGGACACGGUGGAUUCCGGCCUCAGUCAGCACCGUCAUCACCUUCAACAGCAUCAACAUCACCAACACCAUCUGCACCAUCAUCAUCAUCAUCAUCAUCACAGUAGUCAUCCGAGUCACGCGGCCGGACCUCGGGACCUCUCGCUGAUGGGUAUGUCACUCGCAUCCAUGUCCGGAUCCAUUAGCGAGCCGCCCCUCAGCAGCUCCUCGUCGUCCGGAAGGAGCUCCGUGUCGGAUUCCGGUAGCCCGGACCCGCUCGCCCAUCAUCACCAUCAUCACGCCGCGCUUCAUCACGCGGCCAUUCAUUCCAGUCUGCAUCACCCGGCGCUCCAGCAGCCGCAACAGCAGCAGCAGCAUCAGCAAUUCAAGAGAAAAACGUCGCAACAGCACGGCUCCAACCAAAAUGGCAAGCGAACUACAGGACAGGGCAGUCCCUUGGAUGCUCUCUUCCAGAUGACUAGCAAGACCUUCGAUGCGGGCGAGCAUAGUCAAGAACAAGCUAAUCACUUGAACCUGUUCAACAAUCGCCAGCAACCGAAAAAGAAGCGCAAGAGUCGGACCGCAUUCACGAAUCAGCAGAUCUUCGAGCUGGAGAAGAGAUUUCUGUACCAGAAGUACUUGAGUCCGGCCGACAGGGACGAGAUUGCCGCUCAGCUGGGUCUCAGCAAUGCCCAAGUGAUCACGUGGUUCCAAAACAGAAGGGCAAAGCUCAAGAGGGACAUGGAGGAGCUUAAAAAGGACGUGCAGACUGUGAAUCCACUUUUGGUCGCUCAACAUCACAAGACUUUUCUAGAGAAUGUGCAAGAUCUGGGAAUUCUAAAGAAACGACCAUUGCCAAACACCAUGGAUGAGAAAUCGUAGAGAUCGAUUUGCAAAAUUCCUCUUUCUCCAUCUUCUGUGUGCAAUCGGGACUCGAUACACGAAUUGAAUAACGGACAGUUACUCGUAUAAUGAUAACUUCGAUCGUGAAGAAAGAUCGAACAGUGAUACGAUGUCGUGUUACGACGUACUAACUUCUGAAAGGCAUAUACGAAAAUUGUUGUUUUAUGCGUCAAUUUUGUAUAGAUUUUUUUAUGUGCGAUUCAUCCUUUGACGUAAUUUAGUAUCCUUACUUAAAAAGAAAAAAAAAAAAAAAAAACACGUGUGAAUAAAAUCUAACAAUAGUCAUCUCUUCUCGAACUUACUUAGCAUUGUUUAGUAAUAUAUUACGAUUAAACCUUCAAAAUUAUUUCUUUUAACAUAAUUUACACUGUUAUUGCAUUUUUCGAUAAGCAAAUAUUCUCUACAAUAGUACAAAGCAGUGACAAAAUCGUAAAUACUAUGUAGCAGAAGAAACCAUAAAAGUAAAAAUUAUAAAUUUCAAUAGAAAUUUUCGUUGUGCUUGUUAGAACUGAAAAAAAAGUAGCAUUUUAUGUCGUAAUUUAUCGGCUUGAAAAAUGGAAGGUGUAUGAUCUGCUGCAAUUUUAUGAAACGCGGAAAACGCGAUGUAUCAUAUUGUAUUUAUUAUCAUCUCGCGAAAAAAACAAAAAAAACAAAAAAACAAAAAACAGAAGAACGGGCCGUGCGAGGAAGGCCGAUUAAAGCCGUCGAUAAUAAAUUAUUAAGCAAAUAUUAUUCCGUAAAUUAUAAAUAACCACGCAUUCUGUGGCGCCAUUGUGUACAUAUACUGUAUAUACGUAUGCAUCGUUCCCUUGAUAAUAUUACGUAUAGACAUGAUAGAGUCGUUAUACAUGAUUAGGAUAAAAAAAAAAAAACGAUCGUAAACAUAUAUAGAUGGGACACUGCAAUAUACCUGAUUAUGAGUUUAGUUAGUAAAUUUAGGCGCGAGUAUAUAAGAUGUAUAUCUACAUACGGUGAGAUUCGUAAAGUGAUAGUGUGAGAUGCGUGAGAGUAAAUUAGGAGCGCGUAUAUAAAUCGACUUAGUACAGUGUAUAGCGAAGCUAAAUAAAUGGAAGAAACACAUUAUUGAAA
Cataglyphis hispanica is the source of this 3363-nucleotide messenger RNA. Its product is annotated as LIM domain-containing protein A-like. Gene Ontology annotation, biological process: regulation of DNA-templated transcription. Gene Ontology annotation, molecular function: DNA-binding transcription factor activity, RNA polymerase II-specific; DNA binding. The transcript is spliced from 2 exons. The coding region runs from base 760 to 2253 and encodes 497 amino acids. The record is from RefSeq and is a predicted model, not a curated record. NCBI's taxonomy places the organism in Eukaryota, Metazoa, Arthropoda, Insecta, Hymenoptera, Formicidae.